UCCUCCACGGUUGGUGUCUAUAAUAUCUGCAUUGCAGACUGGCGAUACCAAGCGUGGAGGCUGCUGAAAUUAGACAAAACUUAAAAUAUUACAUCCGAAAGGCUUGGAAAUGGAGCCAGAAUACUCUACUAUGUCCUCAGAAGGUUCAGUUUUGAGUUCUGAGAUGUCACACGAAUCUCUAAGAAUGGAGGAAUGUCGUGUGGGAGGCGUAGAACUUCGCCUUCCACAAGGUUUAUGUGAAAAUAAAGAAAUUUUCCGUGAAUUCUUCUCCAUGCGCACCUGGCAGGAGUGUUUCAAUGACCAACAGCGUGAACAUCUGAAGAGUUUCCUGCCAAAUUUCCCUGGUGACCGCGAUGAAGAGGAGAAAGAAGAAACACUGCGUCGUCUAUUUGCCUGUGAGAACUUCCAUUUUGGGUCACCACUUACGGACUUUUUUGCCCAGCUAACGAGUGGGUAUUUUCGGCCAGACAUUGCUCACAUGCGCUCCCUGGUGAAGAAGGCACACAAGCGAGAUUACAGGUGA
Messenger RNA from Gryllus bimaculatus (two-spotted cricket), 523 nucleotides. The record is from the annotation of a GenBank genome assembly. NCBI's taxonomy places the organism in Eukaryota, Metazoa, Arthropoda, Insecta, Orthoptera, Gryllidae.